Betta splendens (Siamese fighting fish) is the source of this 2040-nucleotide messenger RNA. It is a transcript of the gene rhd, whose product is annotated as Rh blood group, D antigen. Gene Ontology annotation, biological process: ammonium transmembrane transport; ammonium homeostasis. Lineage: Eukaryota; Metazoa; Chordata; Actinopteri; Anabantiformes; Osphronemidae. Bases 382 to 1644 code for a protein of 420 amino acids. The transcript has 9 exons. Gene Ontology annotation, cellular component: plasma membrane. Gene Ontology annotation, molecular function: ammonium channel activity. The record is from RefSeq and is a predicted model, not a curated record.
CAAAUGUUAGUUACAUUUAGUUUACAGUUAGUGUAAAAAAGUUUGAAAAACCAAAUUAAAACAGUCAGCUCAUGAUGAUGAUGAAGGAAAACAAAUAUUGAUGCAGCACAUUAUUACUUAUUCCCAUGUCACAAUUUGUUUUAAAACAGGGCGCCUUGAUUCAGGUGUUUUCACUUCAUUUCAUUUCAUUUUAACUUUACACAGCUUUAAUCUAAACUUUAUUUAAGCUGCGCACGAUAAGUCCUGUAGAUGUUUUCAUUCUGGUUGCCCACUUGCUGAUAAACAGGCCAAACGCUGUGCGGGUUGCGCCCACUUUCAGGGCUCAGGGACGUCAUAUGAACAUGCGUCAGUUGAAGGAGAAGGGCGAGGACAACAUCUGCAAUGGCUCCGCAAUACGCACCAAGUCUGCGCUCCCGCCUGGCACCUUUGUUGAUCAUUCUACAGGCAGCAUUCAUCAUCAUAUAUGUCUUUUUCGAUAAAGUCAUAAUCGACAAACAGAAAGAUAAGGACACCUUCAGCAACUUUUACGCAGAGUUCCAGGACGUGAACGUGAUUGUGAUUGUAGGUUUUGGCUUCUUAAGUACUUUUCUGGUGCGAUAUGGUUUCAGCGGCUCUGGGUUCAACCUCCUUGUGGCUGUUGUAGCCACUCAGUGGGCCGUUAUACUCAAAGGUUUUAAGUCUUGGUAUGACGGAGGAGAAUUCACGUUAAGUUUGAGAAGCUUGGUAGAUGCUGAAAUGUGUGCAGCCUCUGCCCUCAUUUCCAUUGGAGGCGUGCUGGGAAAAACCAACGCCGUCCAACUUGUCGUCAUCUCCCUGCUGGAAGUGUCAGGAUUUGUAUUAAAUACCUGGAUCCUGGAGACUCUGGUGAAGGUCCACUCUUUGACCGCCAUUAUGAUGCUUCACGUCUUUGGGGCUUUCUUUGGACUCAUGCUGACCUGGGUCCUGUUUCGCAAAGGAUCAGAGCAGCAAUUUGAAAAGGAGACAUAUGACCGCAAAACUGGCUUGUUCUCCAUGUUGGGGGCCGUGUUUCUCUGGAUGUUUUGGCCCAGUUUUAAUUCAGUCCUUGUGGACUCUCCUAAGAGGAAACUGGAAGUCGUGUGCGGCACCUACCUGGCUCUGGCUGCCAGCGUUGUAACAGCGGCCGCUGUGUCUGUGCUCUCCAGUCCCAAGGGAAAACUCAACCUGAUCCACAUACAGUCAUGCAUCCUUGCUGGUGGUGUUGCUGUUGGCGUGGCCAGUUCAGCAGUUCACCAGCCAUGGGAAGCCAUGACAAUUGGAUUCACUGCUGCUGUUGUAUCCACCAUUGGAGUCCAAUACAUUAAGAACCACAUGCUACUUGCAUUUCAGUGCCAUGACACCAGUGGGGUUCUCAGUGCACACGGAUUCCCUGGUCUACUAGGAUGGCUAGCACAUCUCCUCCUGCAGAUUAAAGACUGUGAAGACCACACAAUAGCUAUCCGGUUUGCUGUAUUUCACAUUUGUACCCUUCUCAUCACGAUCACUAUGAGUUUGUCAAUGGGAAUCAUCACAGGAGUUCUAUCUAAGUGGAGUUUCUGGAGAAUGCCCCAAGACAACAAAUGUUUUGAUGAUCAAGCUUACUGGGAGGUGAAUACUAUAAUCAUCAUUGGUACCAUAAAUAAAUAAACAGCAGCAAUACUUAACAGUAACACAAAAAACUGUAUUAUAUACUAACAAAAUAUUUGGUUUACAGUUUCACCACGUUUCCCUGCACAAAUAAAAAGAAGGUAUAAGCAGACCAAGUCUACUGAUGGAUGUAAGAGUAUUUCUGGGCCCAAAGUCAUGCAAAUGCAAAGACUUAAUUUAAUUUAUUGUUUUAUUUUAGUAAAAAGUAAUAUUUUAGCGAUACGAUUUUGUCAAAAUAUGCUUUCACAUAUUCUCUAAUUGUUAAAGUUGUUGUGUGUGUCUGUGUUUAUACACAGACACACACACACACACACGUAUAUAAAUGUAUUUGUGGUGUAAUUGUAAAUAAAAUGGUCUACAGUUAGAGAAGAAUAAAUAAGACUUCAUUACUCUUCA